GCAAUCAAACUAAAGGUUAUACAAGUAUAAACAAUAAUAAACACGAGAAGUAUCAUACUCGUGACCGAAAGACACACCCUAUAGCACUGCUGCAAAUUAUUCAAUAGUCCCACACCAUGUCAGAAGCCCAAACGGACCGUUUUGCACAAUUUAAACUUGUCCUUUUAGGAGAGAGUGCCGUUGGUAAAUCAUCCAUUGUCCAUAGAUUUGUUAAGAAUACAUUUGAUAACAUGAGAGAGUCCACCAUUGGUGCUGCGUUCUUGACCCAAUCGGUGACUCUUCCAGAGUCCAACACCACCGUCAAAUUCGAAAUUUGGGACACUGCUGGUCAAGAACGUUACAAGUCUUUGGCCCCUAUGUAUUACAGAAAUGCCCAUGCUGCGCUUUGUGUGUACGACAUCACCAGCCGGUCCUCGUUCAACAAGGCCCAGGACUGGAUCAAGGAACUCAAGAAACAGGCCCCCGAGGGUAUUGUCAUUUGUUUGGUGGGGAACAAGCUUGAUUUGGAAGAGGAAAGAGAAGUGACUCAAGACGAAGUUGCUGAGUACAUUGAACAACUCAACCAAGAGGAGAAUAGACUCAUUAGUUCCGAAUGUUCUGCCAAAUCAGGCGACGGGGUAUUGGAUGUGUUUAAUACAAUCGCCAGAGCGUUGCCAAUUGAGGAUGCCAUUGGUGGUUCAAGAGCUAGACAACAAAGAAUGGUAAAGAGAGGCGCUGGGGUUGAUUUGACCCGCAAUAGACCACAACAGCAAGCUGGAAGUAGUUGUUGUUAAUCUGAAGAACGAGAAGAAUCUAGUGACCCGUUCGCCGACCAACAACCACAUCCACGCCACAAAGUUACAGCACAAGCGACGCCACUUUUGGCCACCCUUCUACUCCCUUGUUACACUCUCCUGUUCUCCUCCUUCAUAUUCGAGGUGUGUGUAGCAUCUCCAUUGUUUCAGUUCAUAGGACAAUCCAUAUGUGUUCCUUCCCAUACAUAAUAUAUUAUUUAGUC
[Candida] anglica is the source of this 997-nucleotide messenger RNA. NCBI's taxonomy places the organism in Eukaryota, Fungi, Ascomycota, Pichiomycetes, Serinales, Debaryomycetaceae. The record is from the annotation of a GenBank genome assembly.